Molecule: messenger RNA, 552 nt
Organism: Phycomyces blakesleeanus NRRL 1555(-)
Lineage: Eukaryota; Fungi; Mucoromycota; Mucoromycetes; Mucorales; Phycomycetaceae
Exons: 2
Source: RefSeq, a predicted model, not a curated record
AUGCUUCCUUUGAAUUCGACAAUAUUAGUAAAAGCUAGUGAAUGGGAAAAGUGUCUGGAGCAAAUCAAUGUCUUAUGCUCAACAAAAUGGAAUAAAAAGCAUAAAUAUUCUGGAAAAGGUUUAGUUUUUGGAGAGACUAAAAAAUGCCACCGUGCUGGCCAAUAUAUAACAAACCGCCAAUUACGUUUUGCCCAGAAAGAUAUGAAGGCAUGCUCUUGUACAGCUGCCUUAAAAAUCAUACAGCAUCUCGACAACCCCAAUGUUGUUGCAUUUUGCCAAACAAGGGCACAUGUAAACCAUGUUCCUAGAGACUGGGACGAAGUCAGAACUCUUUCUUUGCCUUCUGAAGUCAUAAAGAUUAUUGAAGAUCAGUUGAAAAGUGGCAGCAGCUGUAGAAUUACAAGAAUUUCAGUUCUUAGACAGAUUGAUAGUUGGGGAGUUGGCGUUAGAAAGCCUAAUUAUGAAGAAAUUUACAACAGAAUGAGAAAGAUGACUACUUUGUUAUAUAUGUUUGCUUCUGAUGAAAAUGCAUCUAUUUCCAUCUGGUUAAAU